Messenger RNA from Myotis lucifugus (little brown bat), 1453 nucleotides. It is a transcript of the gene SRSF3, whose product is annotated as serine and arginine rich splicing factor 3. The record is from RefSeq and is a predicted model, not a curated record. Gene Ontology annotation, biological process: mRNA splicing, via spliceosome. Gene Ontology annotation, molecular function: RNA binding. Lineage: Eukaryota; Metazoa; Chordata; Mammalia; Chiroptera; Vespertilionidae. Gene Ontology annotation, cellular component: nuclear speck. The transcript is spliced from 6 exons. Bases 160 to 654 code for a protein of 164 amino acids.
AGCAUGGCGUAUAAAUAAGGGCGAGGGGAAGGCGGUGGUCCGCCAUUUCGUGGACGCCGGGGAGGUGCGGGGACCUGUGGAGCCGGGCGGAGGGGAGCCGGGGAGCCGUCCGAGGGUGUGUGGACUUCAGCCGCCGCGUUUCUCACUCCAGAUCUCGAAAUGCAUCGUGAUUCCUGUCCAUUGGAUUGUAAGGUUUAUGUGGGAAAUCUUGGGAACAACGGUAACAAGACUGAGCUGGAACGGGCUUUUGGCUAUUAUGGGCCACUCAGGAGUGUGUGGGUUGCUAGAAACCCUCCCGGCUUUGCUUUCGUGGAGUUUGAAGAUCCCCGAGAUGCAGCCGAUGCUGUCCGAGAGCUAGACGGGAGAACACUAUGUGGCUGCCGAGUAAGAGUGGAACUGUCGAAUGGUGAAAAGAGAAGUCGAAAUCGAGGCCCGCCUCCCUCUUGGGGUCGUCGCCCUCGAGAUGAUUAUCGGCGAAGGAGUCCGCCACCUCGCCGCAGAUCUCCAAGACGGAGAAGCUUCUCCCGUAGCCGGAGCAGGUCCCUUUCCAGAGAUAGGAGAAGAGAGAGAUCACUGUCUCGGGAGAGAAAUCAUAAGCCGUCUCGAUCCUUCUCUAGGUCUCGGAGCCGAUCUAGGUCAAAUGAAAGGAAAUAGAAGACCAGUUUGCAAGAUGAGUGGUGUACAGGAAAUAACUUCAUUUGACAGGAGUAUGUACAGAAAAUUCAAGUUUUGUUUGAGACUUCAUAAGCUUGGUGCAUUUUUAAGAUGUAGCUGUUCACAUUUGUUUGUCUUGGAACAGUGACACACAAAGAUGUAAUUCUCUAUGGUUUGAUAUGGAUCAUAUGAGGCAUGUAAUAUCAAGAAUUGUUACUUUACAAUGUUCCCUUAAGCAAAAUUGAGUUUGCUUUGAACUUCAGUCUUGCGUAGACUGAUAAUAAACCUCUUAACUUCUGCCCAGCUAACGUGUGAUGUUGAAUAUUGUGGAAACAAAACUGGCAAAAUUUGGAUUUAAGACUUUCCAUAGCUGUGACCUAAUAUGCAGCUGUAGUUGGACAGGCAGUCUUCAAAAGCUGCUGUGAACACAAGCCAGCAGCUAAAAAUUAAAGCUGCACUCUUAAACUUAGAUUAGAGGAUUUAAAAAAAUCCAACACUGGGCAGAUGUCCAGUUAGUGUAGAAUCUAAGUUAAAGUUUUAAGAAAGUUAGUUUACCUUUGCUUUCGGUCAUAAAUUUCUUAAGUGAUUGCUAUAUAUGAAUACAUGGCUAUUGGUAACAUUCUUCACUUGGAAAUUUGAGACUAUUCAAGAUACCAGUUUCCUGCCAGUUUAAGGGUACAUUGUAGAGCUGAACUUUGAGUUACUGUGCAAAAUUUUUUUUCAUGCUGUCAUUUGUAAUAUGUUUUGUGAGAAUCCUUGGGAUUAAAGUUUUGGUUACAAAUUGUUGUUUAACCUGAAA